CACACACUCAUUUAUUCAGAACAACGACUCUCAAAACGGCAAAGUGAUGGUUUGAGGCUUUGAGUCGAUAAGAAACAAUCAACAAGAAUGACUACUUUUCCAUUAAGAUCCAGCCUUAAUUUCCCAAGAUUUUCCAAUGUCACUAACCCAAUUCCAAAUUCUCCGUUUCUUAUUCCUAUCAAAACUAAAAGAUUAUCUCUGGAACAGCCAAUUCCUGCUUCCAUUUCUUCUGCGAACUCCAACUCCAAAAGAACCAGAUGCUUAGAAGUACUCAAACCCAGAUGCCAAAAACACUCAAAGAGCAAUCCUGUUCAGGUUUCCUCAAAUGGGUAUUCAAGGUUUGUUGCGUUUGGAGCUGUUUCUGUCGGAUUUGCGUUGCUGCUUAUGGCGAUUGAUGACCAGAAGGCCUUGGCUUUUGGCCCUGAAGGGCCAUUGGUGGAAGAGUUUUGGGAGAACGUGAGACGAUAUGGACUGUAUGCACUCACAGUAAGUACUGGUGCUAUCUACACUAUAGUUCAGCCUAUUUUUGAAUUGCUGAAGAACCCCAUCUCUGCAGUUCUGGUUUUGAUUAUCUUCGUGGGUGGUAUCUUCAUUGUUUCCCAAGUCCUUUCAGCUAUGGUUGGCAUCUCUAGUUUCUCUUAUGAAUAUGGAUAUUGAAUUUAAGCUUUUGGAGGAAAACA
Messenger RNA from Tripterygium wilfordii, 680 nucleotides. RefSeq lists its product as uncharacterized. Bases 88 to 657 code for a protein of 189 amino acids. The transcript has a single exon. The record is from RefSeq and is a predicted model, not a curated record. NCBI's taxonomy places the organism in Eukaryota, Viridiplantae, Streptophyta, Magnoliopsida, Celastrales, Celastraceae.